Molecule: messenger RNA, 282 nt
Organism: Lathyrus sativus (Indian pea)
Lineage: Eukaryota; Viridiplantae; Streptophyta; Magnoliopsida; Fabales; Fabaceae
Source: the annotation of a GenBank genome assembly
AUGGCUUUUCGUUUCCCUAGUAUGAUCAGAAGGGCAUCAUUUUCUGCAAACCGAGCAAGUUCAAAAGCUGUGGACAUGCCAAAGGGAUACCUUGCAGUCUAUGUUGGAGAAGAAAUGAAGCGGUUUGUGAUCCCAAUUUCAUAUUUAAACCAACCAUCAUUUCAAGAUUUGUUGUGUCUGGCCGAGGAAGAGUUUGGAUAUGAUCAUCCAAUGGGUGGCCUAACCAUUCCAUGCACAGAAGACGUCUUUCAACACAUUACUUCUUGCUUGAAUAAGCUAUGA